Molecule: messenger RNA, 6446 nt
Organism: Thunnus maccoyii (southern bluefin tuna)
Lineage: Eukaryota; Metazoa; Chordata; Actinopteri; Scombriformes; Scombridae
Gene: arhgap32a
Product: Rho GTPase activating protein 32a
Exons: 22
Coding region: 266-5380 (1704 amino acids)
Biological process (GO): small GTPase-mediated signal transduction
Cellular component (GO): nucleoplasm; Golgi apparatus; fibrillar center
Molecular function (GO): GTPase activator activity; protein binding; phosphatidylinositol binding
Source: RefSeq, a predicted model, not a curated record
GCAGCCAGUCAGCCAGUCGUGGCUCCGGAGUGACUCCCACACAGCUGCCUCGGCGAUGUCGCACCCGAUCGUGGUUUUUAUGGUAUGAUCAUCUACCUCAGAUAACCAGCUGUCGUCUGUGUUUGUGUCCGAGCUGAACGUCUCUGCAGUGCGAUGCUGACAACAUGUUUCCUCGCCGAGAAGCUCAGCGGUGUGCAGCAUAGAGGAGGCACCAGAGAGGAGCAACGUGCACAGUUACAGCAGGCUGUUGCAGAAAGCCAGUAUCAUGGAGGCUGGAUGUGUGGUUGCCGCGGUGAUUGAGAAUGCUGCCUCAGGACCCCGGGGAGAACCAGGAAGUAGUGACGUCCUUGAGGGAGAUGUGCUUUCAUCCACUGACUUGGACAAAGACGAUGCCUUACCUGAAACUGCCAACAAUAAUCCUCCAGAAGAGAAACAACCACAGGAGACAUCCACUGCCAUGGUGAGGAGUGAUGACAUCACAGAGCACCCAGCCGAGCCCCUCCUCCGCUCCUGCGUCAGCACGGCUAGCAUGAAGGUCAAGAACAUGAAGAAGCUGACGUUCCCCAGAGGUCACUUCCCCAGGUUGGCAGAGUGUGCCCAUUUCCACUAUGAGACUGUUGACUUUGGCAACGUUCAGUUGGCGUUCGCAGAGGGCCAGGGUGAAGGACCGAAGGCUGGUGUGGACUCAAAAGAGCUGGUCUUCCUGGUCCAGGUCACUUGCCAGGGUCGAAACUGGCUGGUAAAAAGAUCUUAUGAAGACUUCCGGGUUCUGGACAAACACCUACACUUGUGUAUCUAUGACCGCCGCUACUCCCAGCUCAACGAGCUGCCGAGAUACGACACUUUAAAGGACACUGUUGAGUCUGUAACCAAGAUGUUGGCGACCUACCUGUCCCGCUUCUCAGUCAUCGCUGACAACAAGAUCAACUGUGGUCCAGUACUAACAUGGAUGGAGAUCGACAACAAGGGGAACCAUCUGCUGGUGUCUGAAGAAGCCUCAAUUAACGUCCCUGCCAUCGCCGCUGCACAUGUCACCAAACGUUACACAGCUCAGGCCACAGACGAGUUGACCUUUGAGGUGGGGGACAUUGUGUCGGUCAUAGACAUGCCUCCUAAAGAAGACACGGGCUGGUGGAGAGGGAAACAUGGCUUUCAGGUUGGUUUCUUCCCCUGUGACUGUGUUGAGCUGAUAAAUGACAAGAUUCCCCCCAGUGUUCAAAGCUCUGUGCCGAAGCCAGUGUGUAAGAAGCAUGGGAAACUGGUUACGUUCCUGAGGACUUUUAUGAAGUCGCGACCUCCGCCUCAGAAGCUGCGGCAGCGUGGUAUCCUCAGAGAGAGAGUGUUUGGCUGUGACCUGGGGGAACAUCUCCACAACUCAGGACAUGAAGUGCCACAGGUUGUUAAGAGCUGCGCUGAAUUCAUAGAGAAGCACGGAGUUGUGGAUGGAAUCUACAGACUGUCUGGCAUCUCCUCCAACAUCCAGAAACUCAGGCACGAGUUUGACUCAGAACAAAUCCCAGACCUGACCAGAGAUGUCUUCAGACAGGAUAUCCAUUCAGUGGGCUCCCUCUGCAAGCUGUACUUCAGAGAGCUGCCCAACCCUCUGCUCACCUACCAGCUCUAUGACAGAUUCUCAGAGGCCGUGUCUGCAGCCACAGAUGAGGAGAGGCUGGUCAAAAUCCACAAUGUCAUCCAGCAGCUGCCUCCUCCACAUUACAGGACUCUGGAGUUCCUCAUGAGACACCUCUCCCACCUGGCUACCUUCAGCCCCAUCACUAACAUGCACACUAAAAACCUGGCAAUUGUCUGGGCACCUAAUCUCCUCAGGUCCAGACAGAUCGAGUCGGCCUGUUUUAGCGGCACAGCGGCGUUCAUGGAGGUGCGUAUCCAGUCGGUGGUGGUGGAGUUCAUCCUCAACAACACUGAGGCUCUCUUCAGCCCGAAACUCAAUGCCAUCAUACGGGAAAGCACUGGUAACAACACUUUAUCCAGACCCAAGUCUCUGCUUGUCUGCUCCCCGUCCACAAAGUUAUUGUCUCUGGAGGAGGCCCAGGCUCGCACUCAAGCACAGCUGGGCUCCCCAGCCACCACCCCCUGCCUCACCCACAGCGACUACAUCGAGGUGGGGGAGGGACCCGGAGCUCUGCUUGGCAAGUUCCAUACAGUCAUCGAGAUCCCGCUGGAGAGCAGCAAGCGGCCUCCUACUAAGGCUAAGAAGUCUCCUGUGGGGAACUGGCUCUCCUUUUUCCACCUGGGAAAGUCCCACUCUGUGUCUAAACGUAAACUGAAGCGACACCCCAGUGAGCCUAACGAGAUAAAGAGCAUUGCACUGCCAGGUGGAAGAGGAGAUAGUGGUACAUUGCGCUCUACCAAAAGUGAGGAAUCUCUCACCUCUUUACACAAUGUGGAAGGGGAACCUCCAAGUUACCGCCGCCUCAGACCUCGUUCGACUAGUGAGGCUAUUUCUGCAGUCAGUAGAGAUGACCUGCGCAACACCAGAAGUAAAGAUGACCACAGAGCCCACUCACUAAAUGAGAGUUACAAUGGUGUUGAUCGUGUCCGUACUGCAGCCUGUAUUUCACCUCCACAUCAGGAGGAUGAUCUCGACCUCUGUCCACCGGCUGCAGGCAUCUCUACCUUGGACUUUGACCCCAUGUCUUUUCAGUGCAGCCAGCCCUCUGUGACACCUGGACUGCAGCAACACAACAAAGACGGAAAUAAAUGGAGGAAGAGCGGAGGGUGUUCCAGUGAAUCAGAGCCAAUCUCCUCUCCAAACAACAACAACAUUAGCUGCUUUCAGUCUCCAGAUAUUAGCCCAGUUCUUGGUAAAGGUGGGCGGAAGGUUACUUCCAAGCCGCUUUCUCCUAAACUCAGGAAGAAAUCCUUUAAGACACAAGCAGAUGUUCAGACUGCAUCCGCCUCCACAUCGUUCGGAGUGGCAGCAUCCUCUCCUCCACCUCUUCCCUCCUCUUCUCCUCCAGUGGAGAAGCGUGAAGUUUCCGUGGCAGAUGGAAAGGAGCCCAGAUCACCUUACCAACACUGCAGCCCACUCAGCACAGUAAGCCAGGCGUCAGCCCUGACAGAUCUCAGUCAGUCUGCACAGAACCUGCCUGAUCCAGGAACAGAUAGACUUAUGAGUUCAGUGUCUGUUCUCCCUCCUCACCCUCCUUUGACGAGUGCUGCACGCAAGUUGGCUUUGGCUUUGGCUGAAUCUGCCCAGAAGGCCAGCAGUGGCUCCCAGAGAAGAAACAACGUCCCGACACACCCUCUCCAGAGACAGGAAGCUCCUCACACUGCGGACAGACCCCCUCGGCCGUCUGUUCUCGAUCUCAAAGUGUACCCCCAGGAGUACUGCAGCCCUCAUGUCUCUGCUGUUUCCCAGUGGCAAACGUCAGGGCAUGGCCUUGUAGAGAGCCACUGCUGCCCUCACCCUGUUCAUUUCCUACCGGCGCACCUCUGCUCGGAGCCGUUGCAGGUCACUGACGCACAGGAAACCAUGUGCAAUUUCACACCUAAUGUCAGCCCCCUCGGGUCAGGGAGCUUGGAUGAAGGCAGUGCAGAAAUGAGAGACCGCAGAAAGGAAAAAGAGCAAGUGCUUAGAGAUGUCACACAGGCAGAGCCCACCUAUCAGAGUGUUGGUGUUUCAACACCCACUCAGCCUGUCUGCUCCACUCAGAGCCCUUCAACUUCUCCCAUAUAUGUGAACACUGACUCGAUCAAUGUCUUUAAUUUCCGCGCUGUUCUGGCUGAGACCUCCAUGCCUGCCUCGAUUGAGGAGGCUCUUCCACGUCCAUUACAGACUUCAUCAACCCAUCAUUACAGCCCGGAGGAGGACAGACCUCUGGACCUGGUUGAGGAUGUCUACGGUAAUCACCAUCAUCAUCGGCCAAUUCAAACUGGACGAAUGCCUGCAGCUCACUGCCCUCGGCCCGACGCUCUGCCACAUCACCUUUCGGGGCCAAAAAGCGUGUACAGGCAGUCCUCUGAAAGCCGCUACAACACCUUAGGUCUAAGACACCCUUUGUCACCUCAGUACAGACGUUACAAUAGAGAUGAGCACCUUAUCAGUGGCUGCCACAGGCAACAAGGCCAAUGGCAGAGGUCAGACGAUAGAAUAGUCGGGCACCCAGCCAUCCGGAGGGCUCGCUCCUUCCAUGCCCCUCAGAUUAGUCACUAUGAGCCAGCAGAGACAGAAGUCCUGCCACCUGACACCAUGUUUUAUGUUGAGCAGACUUCGAGCCAGGAGGCGCCCUAUCAGAGGCUGGUUCAGACUGGUCUUCACCCUGUUCGACCACAGUUUGAGAAUGCACAUGCUGACUAUCAUUACAACCGCUAUGCUGAUAUGAGCCCAAGAGAUGGCUCCCGUUAUUAUGUGGAGCCCUGCCGGCAAAGCGGCAUCCGACACAGUCAGUCUUAUACCAUGCGUUCCACAAGGGAAAGCGGACAAUCAGAUUACUACAACUACUCUCCACACCAUGUCCCCCCUGUCAACAAGGAGCUUUACAUAGAGAGCAGGGACACAGUAGUUUACGAGGCUAGAGAUGCAGAAGUGUUUGAGAGAGUCGUUUAUCAACCAGUCAAGCACGGCAGUAGGCGUAAAAACACAUGCCCAGCUGUGUCUCCCUAUGAGAGUCCCAUCUCUCCAACGGACUCAAGAGGCAGAGAGAUAAUGCACACAAGGAGCAAGUCAGACCCUGGAAAUGCUUGCCUCCUCUCCACCAACAGGACAGAAAGUCAAAAUGUUGUUAUAGCCACGUCCCCAACAUCCCCCAGGUCCCAACAGGCAGACCCUGAGGUGGCCCGGCAGCAGCGUGGUCACCGGUCCAGUGCAGAGGCAGGAGCAUCCAGGCGGAUUCAGAUCAAAGAGAGCUCCUCCCAGCAGCCACCGCUACGUAAAGUGCCCUCACUUCCAGAGGGGGGCUGUGCUAACCUCAAGAAUAUCGAGCACAAUGACAGAAGCCAUACACAAGGUCACGACCAGGAUCGAUUGAUGAUGACCAACGCUGUCAACAGCUACUCCGGUAUGUUGAAACCCAGCAUCCUCAGGAGACCAGGCCGCUCGCAGAGCACCAGAGAAAAUCGUCACUACUAUCAUUUCCACGCCAAAUCCCCCCUGGAUCCUGAACAUCUGGGAUCCUUUUCCACUCAGCCCAACAGAAGGACUCAGAGCACUAAAGUCAGGCCCACACAAUAUGACCACAUGGAGGGGUAUUACGCAGCUCCCAAACCUAAACCCGCAAGAUCCGGUAAAGCCGUGGCCGGAUAUUUGCCUGGCCAGGGUUGUAUGUCUCCCCGCGGGCACAGACUGCUUUCCAAGGCUCUGGGUCAUGAGGUUUUUUAUCAUGCUGCACUGAGAUCAGAGGCCGGGGUCUAUGAGUGAUUCUGACUACUGGUUUUUAUCUAAUUCCACAUUGGGGCCAAAGGAGAACAGCACUUUAUACUCUGCCAGACCAACAGACUGUUGCGUUGAAAGUGUGUUUGUUUUAACCUUCAGGAGCUGCUAAAAAAAGUGUGAGGUAAAGCUGCUGCUGCUGCUGCUGCUGCUGCUGCUGCUGGGGAUUCAUACUGUUGCUGGUAGUGUUAUAUUUUGCAAUUGUGCUUGAGGGAGCUGAAAGGGAACAAAUGAAUCGUAUGCAGAUAUUGUCUUAAAUUUAGAGAUGUGAGUGUAACAGUAAAAGGCAUGUUUGAGAAAAUAAUGGCUGAUAUAUUUUAUUUAAUGUCUAAAACAGAAGGGACGACAAGGUAAAGUAACAACUGGUUUUAUUAAUAUGAUUUUAAAGUACAUAUAAGGAAUGUGCAUAAAAUAACAUUCAUUUUAAAUGUAUUAUAUUUGUAUAAAUAACACACAGCUAACAUGUGGCCAAUGUACUGUACAUUUUGUUUUCUAUUCUAGUCUGCUCAGACUUCAACAAGCACUUUUGAGGAUAACUGUGUCUGAAACACAUUGUCUUAACGUGGUGUACAUGAAGCCUCUUGAUAUACAGUAUAUAUUUUUUUCUGUAAGAAAUGGCUUGCUCUGAAUCAUCAUUAAAUACUAAAUUAGCACUUUUUGGAGAGGUGAAAUGGAAGAUAACCCCAUGGUUUUCAAUUUUUUUCCCCCUUUAUCACACAUUGUGUAAUGCAAUCUUUAAAUAACAAUGAGUGCUAUGAUUUCUGUUAAAGCUACCUAGGCAAAACAUGCUAUACAUAAAUGCAAAUCAGCUCAUUCGUUAAGAGAUGUGUAUUUUGUAUGGCAUCGUGGUUUUGUCACAAAAAUAAAAUUUUCUUUCCUCUUUUAGGGAACUUUUAACAAUGUGGUGUUUUACAUAAGUAUGAUGUUGUUUUAUUCAUUAAAGAUGCUAUUUCAAGUCCAAACAUGUAGAUGAGGAUACUCUGUUAAGACAUGUUAAAUGCGUUAUUUUAGUGAGCGUCUUGAAAAAAAUAAAGAUAUAUUAUCAAUGAUUAUA